This is a messenger RNA of Empidonax traillii (willow flycatcher), 3698 nucleotides long. RefSeq lists its product as uncharacterized. Bases 251 to 2872 code for a protein of 873 amino acids. The transcript is spliced from 2 exons. Lineage: Eukaryota; Metazoa; Chordata; Aves; Passeriformes; Tyrannidae. The record is from RefSeq and is a predicted model, not a curated record.
UGAAGAGGAUAAGGAAAGACAAGGGAAGUGUCCUUGGGAAGGCAGCACGCGGAGGAGGAAAAGCCACCGAGAAACUAAACACAGGUGUUAUUAUCCCAAAACAACGACCUGCCAUGGCUAUAAAAAUCACCGGGCUGAGACGUCGGGACCACCUUUCCCUCAAAGGUGCCAAAUCUGCUGGAACUCUGCAGCGACCGUCUCCAUCUUCCCCGGACUGCCAGGACAUUCAGCCAAGGAUUGAUAAAGGAAAAUGGAAGGCGAUUGUGACCGGCGGGAAGGGCGAACUUCGUGGCAUCACCAGACUUGUUUUUGCUGCGGGGAAAAUGCUUUCAAAUCUCUGAUUGCAGGAUUUACUUUGCUUUCUGGUAUGUGCAUAGUGCUGAGCACCCAGUGUGCCCAACCGAUGCAUCAGCACCUUGAACAAACAGUCAUUAGUUCCCACUUGGAAAGGCACCACGACAGACAGGCCACAGCCCAGCACAGGGUUAGGAGGUACACAAAAGCCGGGACCAAUUGGCCCUGGUCUCAAGCUUACAUAAAAUACACAGGAAGCAUGGGGUUAAAUCCUAACGCAGGCUUAAAUUUGUCAACGGUGGUUAUGCAUGGGACAGAGGUGUACUUGGAAAAUGAGUGGAGCUGGGAUAGCACAAACAGACUUCCACAGCUGCUGGGGACGGUGGGACAGCAAAUAAAGGUGGGGUGCAGGCUAAUUAACGCAUCCACUCACCAACCAGUAAAUCAAAUCUCUGUAACUGAAGUAAAAACUAAUAAGAGUCAGAAAAAAACCUGUGCUGUGGAAAAACUGGACUGCUGGUACAAUUUUACUUUGGUCCAGCCAGUCUUUGUGGUCUGCCUCUGGGCACAACACAGCGUGGGGCUGUCAUUUAAAUUCAAGAUCAGCACCACGACACCCUCCUUUGCUGCCGUUAAGAUCUCAAAGUGCCAUUAUUUGGCCUGGCAUGCAGCCCCAUAUGUUGAAAUUGGCAACCAGGUAAAAUUGGAAAUUAAAUACUCCCAAGAAAGUGUAACUGAUCCGAUGCAAAUUGAUGGCACCACUGUGACUGUAACUGCCCCGAACGGCCGAAAGUGGGUCGUUCCAGUGAGCUGCUUCCCCGAGAACAAAACACUUAAUAGAUCUGAAUUAGGCAUGGAAGCUUCAUGGUAUAAUCAGAAUUAUGGACGCUGUCCACACCUGCUCAUAACCCUCCAGGUAUGGUGUCAAGGAAACCUGAACGUAGAAAUGUCCCACGAGCUUGGAGGAAAGUGGUGGAUAGGAGGCCCUGAAGGAUUUAAAAAGGAGUUUUCCAUCAUUGCUGUCUUGCGCCCUUUUGUUUCCAAAAUAGGCCCUUAUGUAGUGAAGAAAAAUCACGUCCAAGAGCUGUUGACUGGCCCGGUCCGGUCACUGAAGAAGGUGGUGGUGUCUCUGUCCACUGUUAAUAUUUCCUCUGUCAGACCACACUGUGCCCCCUUCCUGUCCACCCUCCACACGGGCUGGCAGGCGUGGCUGCACAGCCGCUCCCUCCAGGGCAGGGCCAGGAGAGACCUGCUGGCCACAGCGCUGGGAGGAGGAGGCGCUGGGCUGGGAAUCCUCAACAGCAUGAAUGCUGAGGUCUUGGCAAACAAGCUGGAGGCUGUCACCUCGGGUGUACAGAGCCUCUUCAAGCCUCUGAAUUCAUCCCUGACCAGCCUUGGGAUGGGCCAGUGGCUCGUGUCAGAGGUGUUGCCCACAUGGGAACAAAUAGAUGAGAAAGACCAUCAGGUGCUGUUGCGAGCGCUGGGCAUUGAACAAAGUAACGUAUCCCUCGCUCUGAGCUGCAUCCAGGCCCAGAUGUGGGUGCAGAGUGUCGUUGCAGGUAUCCUGAGAGACGGCGACAACGGCGUCCUCCCCACCGAGAUCCGAAAGAUUGUGUGGGACGCGGCCACGGAGAAGGAGCGGCAGCUCCAAGCCUGGUGGAGGCUUGUCAACUUCACCCAUGACCAGGCCCUCAACGCAGUCGUUGCCCACGUCCUCACCGUGGCGGAGGCUCGCAUCGAAAAGGUCUACCCCAUCGUGGCCCUGGGGGUUAACACAAACGGGUCUGUGGUCUACCCCCUGGACCACCGCAUGUGGGCGAGGGUGUCUGGUGGGAAAUGGCAGACGGUAGAUCUGGAAGCCUGCAUUUUGGAAAGGGGGCUGGGGUUCAUAUGCGAAGAUGAUGCCCUCAAGGCGAGUGACGUGUGCUUUGACACCAAAGAAGGGGUGUGUCAUUUUGAGAUCAAUCCCCAGAGCGGUAAUAAAACCAUGCUAGUGUAUGUAGGGAAAGGGUGCGUGUGCUUCAGAACGAUGUGUAAAUACGUGCAAAUUAAUGAAGCUUAUAAUCAGACCGUGUUUAAUAACUCAAAUAUGUGUGCUUGCAAUGUAGCUACUAUUAGAGGCUGUGAUUUUGUGUAUAAACCACCUGUGUUUACUAGCCAGUUGCUAAUCAGAAACUACACCUUGUAUCGUAGUAUAACCCCCACCCCCAUCGGUAUGGAUUUGUCCCUUGUAAAAGAAAUGUUAGAGCAUGAAAAUUUACAGCAGCUGUUAGAAAAUGCCAAGGCCAAAGCUAAAAAGAUCCUAAUAACUGUUCACCACGAUGGCAAUGUUAUAAAACAGGUAAUGGAGCGAAUUAAGAGGGCGGGAGAUCACCACUGGUGGGAAAUUUUUUUCGGCUGGUCCCCCACAGCCACUGGCAUUUUCAACACGCUGCUGCACCCCAUUGUAGUUAUCCUGCUAACGCAGAUCGGUGUGUGCUUUGCUAUGGUAGCCACUUGUUACUGGAUGAGGCAGGUGAGGCUCUGCAUUGAGAAACAGGUGGAAACUCUGGAGAUAGCCAAGCGCAUCCUUCCAUAGUCAAGGGCAAGACUGGGUUGGCCUCUGUGUUUGCCACCAAGAAGAACUCCUGGCUCCGCUGUUGGCUGCAACCCAGUAGGCGUUGAGCGGUGGGGACACAUGCCAUGCCAGACCUUGAUGUGAAGGAUGGCCACCUCUGUUCUUAGAGGGCCGUCCAGGAGAGGACAGGCCAAGCAGCCUGUAGUUGGCAAGAAUCACAGAAUGGUUGAGGUUGGAAGGGACCUCUUGAGUCCGAAACCACCUGCUCAAGCAGGGUCACCUAGAGCAGAGUGCCCAGGAUUGGAUCCAGCUGGGCUUUGACUAUCUCCACAGACAGAGACUCCACAACCUCUCUGAGCAAACCUGUGUCUCUAUUUGUUCACCCUCACGGUAAAAAUGCAAUAGUUAGGAUAAAUAGCUUGUUUUUGAACCUCUCAUUCCUAAAUGCUAAUGCAAAGAAGCUGCUCUUGUGUGAUUUAAGACUCCUUAAGCAGAGGAGACGGGGGCAAAGAAAGCCAAGGACAGUGGUUUUGGAAGGAAAGAGAAGAAAACGUAACACCUGAUCUCGGCAAAGCACCCACUGAAGACAGCAGGGGUGUGACCAGCCUCAAAGACUUGGAAAGACAGUAAAAGACGAGCAGAACCGGAGACCCCGCAAUCACCUUGGACUUACAGGAGCUGAAUCCACAUGGACCUUUGCAGAAACUUCCUCCAGGUUCCCAUGACUCCCAGGACGUCUGGCCAAUUCUGGCCAAUGGAUUGGUGAGAUCUUGUUUUCUGAGCCUGGACAUCACCGCUUUGCUUUGCUUAGUUGUGCAUGUACUCAAUAAAUCUGCCUGUUAGAGAA